AGCAAAUCUCUUGCCAGGUGUUUAGUGGCGUGGCGUUGUUGACACUUUGCACUUAGCGAUGUGAUACUAUCGUCUCGGCCAUUCAUUCGCUAACUGGAUUCGUAAGCCACUUGUGACUAGUGACAGUAUUUUCGAUAGAGUCGACUGUUUAACAAUACAGGAAUAUAUGUGAAUUGGAGUCAUCGGUACACAUAACUAAGAGUCUAUGAUGUAACUAGUUCUGAUGAGGCUUUUACUAUGAACGAAUCGGAGGAGCAAGACACGUAUGUCAGCCAACUUAGGGAGGUAUUUCAGAGUUGUGACAUAAAGAAUAAGGGCUUUUUGAAUAGAGAAGAACUCAUUUUGCUAUGCCACAAGCUCCAACUGACAGAAAAAACGAAUAUCUUUGUGUAUCAAUUAUUAGGAGAUGAUCCAAAUGCUAAAGUUGGUUUCGAUGAGUUUAAAGAAGGAUUUGUAUCACUUCUCACCGAAUCAGUUGGCUUAGCAGAUUCUGCAGAAAAUGAUAAUGAAGAGGAGACGGGAAGCCAGCAUCUUUCAGAUAGAGAAGUAUCUCCGAAAUUUGUCCUGGGUACGAAAAAGUACGGACGACGUUCUCGUCCGGUAUUUAAUGAAGAUGGCGGAACUCCCGAUUAUUCGGAUUCUGAGUUACUUUGCGUUCCUAUAGACGGAACUCCAUCACUUCUUCGAAGAUCUUCCCUUACUAAAAAUUCGGUUACGGAUGUCGAUAAUAAGAUGGAAUGUAGUUACGAAUCGCCAAUUAAAUACGGAAGUAAUGGUAAUUUACCCAUGGUAACGAUUUCUUCUGAUCAGCAAGUGCUGGAAACGUUCGAAUCGGAAACGAAUCCUCAUCUCGAUGUGCCAAUGGAAUCCGAUUCGAAUUUAGAAACAAAUCCGGAGGAAUACUUGCAAGGAAUAUGGAAAAAAUUAGGAGUGGGCAAGGACGGUUACUUGAAUCUCGAAGAAUUAGCCAGAGUUUGCGAACGGAUCGGUAUGGAAAUGUCCGACGAGGUGGUCACUCAAUUAUUCGAAAAAUUAGACUGUGAUCAGGAUGGAAAAGUUAGUUUUGAAGAAUUCCUUCAAGGUCUCUUCCAACAUGGCGGACCACAAACCGCAGAACUGAACGAAAUACAGAUAACAGACAGUCCAUUACACAAGAAUAAAUUCUAUAAAGAAGAUUCUCAAGAAGAUCACCAGAUGGCGGUAGUGACGUCAGAAUCGGGGAUAUUUUCCUCCAUCGAUCCGGAAAACACAGGGUGAGCCUCAAUUAUGUAAUUUAAUAAUAAUAAUAAUAAUAAUAAUAUCAUUAUUAUUAUUUUCUUAAAAUUAUCAUUAUUAUUAUUUUAUUUUUUUUUUAAAAUAAACAUUUUAAACUUGGUAUAAAUAUUGACGUCAUUUCCGUAAAUUGGGGUCGCCCUUUAAAAAUUAAACUGUCAAAGAAAUGUGUAUAAAACGAUAAAGAUUGCAAAAAGUCAGGAAGAAAAAUAACAAAGAGGGAAAUUGUAUUUGGUAACAAAUCACCUUACAUUAAUGUAGUUAUGAAAAACGAGCGUCAUGGUAGGGGAACCAUGAAUAAAGGCAGUUAAUUCACUCUAAGAAGUGCAUUUGUUAUGAAAAAAAUAUUUAAAAAAAAAUUACAGAAUAAAACAAGUUAAGUAGUAAGAAAAGAAGAAGAGAAAAAAAAUUAUAAUACAACCAGCUGCUGAAUUCGCUAACAUUUAUCAAAUAAAUUUUAAAUCAUUACAGAAGUAAAGAUAAGUUACAGGAACGAAGGAAAAUUGUAAUUUAUCUAAAGUCUU
Centruroides sculpturatus (bark scorpion) is the source of this 1796-nucleotide messenger RNA. RefSeq names its product ninein-like protein. Gene Ontology annotation, cellular component: centrosome. Bases 238 to 1257 code for a protein of 339 amino acids. Gene Ontology annotation, molecular function: calcium ion binding. Lineage: Eukaryota; Metazoa; Arthropoda; Arachnida; Scorpiones; Buthidae. The transcript has 6 exons. Gene Ontology annotation, biological process: microtubule anchoring at centrosome. The record is from RefSeq and is a predicted model, not a curated record.